CGGGUCCUGCCGACACCUCGCGCCUGCGAAGCAGUCGCUCGCUUUGGGCAGCAGUCAAAUCCUCCCCGCUGCUCGCCGGACCUCCGGAGAGAAGUGGGGGUGGUCUUGAGGAUGAAAACGGGCGUGUUAGUGCGUCGUUGCCCCAGACUGUUACACAAUGCGAAUAGAUGUGUUUUUCGAGCUCGCAGCGCGCUCACUUGCCGGAGGUUUGUGUCUGUUUUUCUAUUGUGUGCUGGCUGAAGCCUGAAGUGGGCGUCGCUCCAGGACAGACAGACUGGGCUGCCCGCUUUCCUCUCGCAGGACUGCAGCACUGUCGUGUCGCUUUGUAGGUCGAAGGAUGUCUGAUUUUACGCGGAAGAGCUCGGUGGGGACGUUAGUCUUGAUUUCGCGUGCCGUGAAAGGCACCGUGGAGUCCUGCGGGCGGGCGUUGCACCGUGGGUUGUCGGGCGCUGCGGAGGUUGUCACACAGCCGCGCUGAUGGCUCAUUAAACACGAAAGCGUGCAAUCCCGAGCCUGCACGAGCACGGAUUGAACAGGUUACCGUGAAAUGAGAACUGUUCUGAAAAUCAGGGUGCUGGACAUUUUUUUUCUCUUUGCGUGUCCGGCUGCAGUGUUUUAUUUUCUCUUCCUACAAGUCUGACGCGUUUACUCCAUCGGGGGUUUCCGGAGCGCGUGAGACCUCAGAAAUGAUUAAAGGUUUUGUCACCCGAUGCUCUCUGACUGACUUGAGUCGGGUGUAACCCAUUAGGAGAAGAUUUUGCCUGAAGGAUCCUUCAACAAAUCAAAAUGCAGAAAAAAGUCAGGCAGCCUCAGAGGUGGUUCAACACGGCCGACAUCACAGUGUCUCACCAAAGCAACAUGCUGAAGCAGCUCAACCAGCAGCGCCGCCAGGAGCUUUUCUGUGACUGCAGUGUGUUGGUGGAGGGCCAGCUCUUCAGGGCUCACCGCAAUGUUUUGUACGCCAGCAGUGGCUACUUCCGCAUGCUGCUGUCCCAGGGGCCCGAUGACUCUGUCAACGCCACCUUCGACGUCUUCAGCCCCGAGACCUUCACCGUCAUCCUGGAUUUCAUCUACUCCGGCCAGCUGGACCUCUCCAGUCACAAUGUGAUUGAAGUUAUGUCUGCAGCCAGCUAUCUGCAGAUGAACAACGUCAUCAGCUACUGCAAGAACUUCAUCAAGUCCUCCUUGGACAUCAGUGUGAAAGAUGAAGACAGCGAUCGCUGCCUCAGCUUGUCUGAGACCUGUAGCUUUACCAGCGGAGCAGGAGAAGACUCCACAGAGCAGCAUCAGGGCCCCUGCUCUGUCAGCCCUCCACCUGCGCUCUGGACUCGGGACAACUCCAGAUCACAGUCUAGCUUUAUGGGAAAGGACUCGGACCAGGAUCCUUCGGCCUCAGCCCUGAAGACUGACCCUAACAGCCCUGUUAACGAGCUCAGUGCAGAUGCAGAAGACCUCCAGGACCCUCAGGACCCUUUGUACACCUUGCCUGGAUCAGAGCGUCGGCGUGGAAAAGGGAGCACAAAGAGGCGAGCGUCCAACAGCGCUCGGUCCAACCAGCACGAAGACUUGGACAUCCAGGAGGCACGGACACGAAAGGCUGAAAAGGCAGAGGAGCUUUACGCUACUCUACCACCGAUUGUGGGUGUUAUUGGACACUUUAAUAAAGAUUCGAAUCCUACCAUGCGCUUCAAAUGCCCCUUUUGCACACACACAGUGAAGAGGAAAGCAGACCUGAAGCGUCACCUGCGCUGUCACACCGGGGAGAGGCCGUAUCCAUGCCAGGCCUGCAAUAAGCGCUUUACUCGCCUGGAGCAUCUACGCAGCCAUUUUGAGACAAUUCAUCAAGCUAGGAAGCUGGUGUGCAGGAAGUGUAAGUGUCAAGUGACCGAGGAGACAGGGCAUGUGGUGUGUGAGGGCACGAGACGCUACCGCAUGUGCACGGCGUGCAUCCAGGAAGUGGGCUGUGACGACGUCCCCAUGAACAGCCUGGAGGGGCACAACGAGGAGCCGGCACUGUUACUGGGCGUGGACGGGGAGGAGGAGGGGGACACAAAGAGGAGCUGGAUGGUGACUGACGACGAUGACCUGGCAGAAGACUCGGGCGCCGACCUCAUCAUCCAGCAAGUGGAUGUCAGCGACGAAGAGCUGCAGUGAAACUGGACCAAAGUGUGCGUGUGUUUGUGUGUGUGCAGAUGCGUAACCAUAUUUGAAGUGUUUGUGUUUUAAAGUGCCCCUGGUAUGCUUAUUUUCAAUUUAGGGGUUUACUACAAUACGUUUACAUUCAUUAGUAUUCAAAAAUCAUUUUUCUCGUAUUGUACUGUGCAUAGUGUUACUGCUGCUCCUCUUUUCACCAUCUGCCUGAAAUGAUCUGUUCUAGGAAAGCGAGGUAUCCAGCCAGAGUUACAAGUACCCCAGAGAGUACUUUAGCAAGAGCAGUUAAUUAAAUUACAAUUUCAUUAAAGAAUUGAUUGAACUUAACGGAUUUUUGGCAGAUAAUUAAUUGAAAGUAAUGGUUAAAAAGCAGAAUUGGGCGAAAAUAGUCAUGCAUAAAUGAUUCAAACAUAUAAGAAAUGAUCAAAAAUGAAAUAUCCUGCUAAAAGCACAGCUAAAAUCUUUAGCUAAGAGAAUACGCAGUUCAAAUGGUUCAAUAGUGGAUGAAUAUAACAGUUAUAUAACAGUUACAAUUAAAACACAACAGAAAAAUAAAACCUGUUUUCUAGGCUGUAUUAUAACACAACUAAAGAUGGUUAGCCGUGCAGCAUUUUUGUGAUUUCUACUGUCAUUAUUUUUUUUUUUUUAAUUAAAAAUGGAAAAAAAGAAAUUCACCAGGUCUUCAGUUCAUCAGCCGGAGGGCACAAAAGCUUGUUUUCAUUCUUCCAGCCUCGCAGAAUAUUUGGUUUGCUGACAUGUUUUACAUUUAGUUUGUAGAAAAGAGAAAAAUGGCAGACUUUUAGGCAGUUGGUGCAACUGGAUGUAGCUGAGGCAUUCUUUGUUUAGCUGCUAAACUGGCAUUUUACAUGGUGACAUAGAGAAGUAACGGAAGAACAGCCAGUUUCACUUCAGUGUUUUGUGUGGGUGGGUGAAACUUUACUUUUAAUAAAGGUGUGAAGAAUAGGGAAAAACCCCAAAAGCUUAACAGGGGCACUUUAAAGCCAUGCAGGAGAGUUUAUGCAUAAAAUGUGGGAUUCACUCAUGUAAAAACACAUGUUUAUGAUAUGUUGUGUAUUAGUUUAGUCUUUUCUUAUCAGUUUGUUGAGCUUUGUCAGAAAAAAAAUGAAGGUUUUCUGUUAAGCUUCAUAAAGAUAUGCAGUAUCUGAAGCAUGCAUAUUAUGUGUUUCCUUUGCUUCAAUCAUAAUAUGAUAUUAUAAUCUUUUCAAUAAGCUUUUUUUUCUCUCGUGCAUGAAAAGCUUUGGUCCUUUUGGCUGCUUUCUGCCAGCCUUUCAGCAAAAAGGUGAAGAACAGAAUGAUCACCUGUAUCCUGUAGGGACAGUCUUUUUAAAUGUUUUGUUAUGAUAUGCAGUAUGAUACAAACGCAUAAUUUAUUUGUUUGUUUGUUUGUUUGUUUUUUACUUUUGGACACAUUAAAGAUAUUUUUAUAAAUUUGUUUCUGGGUCUUUAACUUUAAUCACGAAUAACCGAACGACUUCUCAUUCAAAGGAGGCUCUGUUUUUUAUUAUUCUUAUAGGAGUAUUAAAUGGUGUAAAGUAAGAUAGAAGUAAAGUCAUAGAAAAAUAAAUAAGAUAAAGGACAACGAUUGUGGGAAAACUGGUAACAGUGAAAAAGUGCAAUAAACUAAACCUGAAAAAAUUAUAAAAUUUUGUACAUAGUUUUGUCAUCUUGGAACAAAUACAUCAGUAUAUACAAAAACUUUACAACUCUGAAUGCAAAUUGCAUGUUACCAAUAAAAUCAAUUCUGGAGUCAUUACGGCAUCUGUGAUGGAAAAGUUUAAAUAAUAAACGACAAAAUAUUACAACAAUGUUGAUUAUAACCUAUUUAAACAGGGGAAAAUUGGAUCAAGAUGAAAAAUUCAGUCAUCUUCCAGUUAAUUAUCUCACUUUCUUGUACCUCGAUGUAAACUUUCUAUAGUUUGCUUUCAUAAUGGUGUGUUUUGUAGACGCUGGCAAUGAUUUUCUUACAUCUUCAAGAAUGUUCUUGGUUCGAUGUUGUGGGGAGGUUUUUCUUAACCAUGGAAAUGAUUCUGUGAUCAUGCACUUUAGUUGUCUGCUGAAUUUCUUGCUAUUCCUCUGAUACACCUACUUUUGUUCUUUAAACCUUAUUCUGAAAGUUCCUGUCGUGGAAUUUUUUAGUGAUAAAGUCUGCAACACGGUCAGCUGUGGUCAGGCUAUUUUAAUUACUGCAUGCAGGAGAGCCAACACGCAUCAAACAUCACAGUUCACAGUCAUGCCAGCUCUGCCCUUAAGAUGU
This is a messenger RNA of Haplochromis burtoni (Burton's mouthbrooder), 4426 nucleotides long. It is a transcript of the gene zbtb8a, whose product is annotated as zinc finger and BTB domain containing 8A. Gene Ontology annotation, biological process: regulation of transcription by RNA polymerase II. Gene Ontology annotation, molecular function: DNA-binding transcription factor activity, RNA polymerase II-specific; RNA polymerase II cis-regulatory region sequence-specific DNA binding; protein binding. Bases 787 to 2154 code for a protein of 455 amino acids. The transcript has 4 exons. NCBI's taxonomy places the organism in Eukaryota, Metazoa, Chordata, Actinopteri, Cichliformes, Cichlidae. The record is from RefSeq and is a predicted model, not a curated record.